AUGGCUCGAGGAAAAGAUUCUGCAUCGGAAACAGAACCGAAACUGGCGUCUUCUCGAACGUCACAGAAGCAAAAGAAUCUUCAAGCUCAACAAGAGUUCCUCGCAAAGUACAUUCAUUCCAAUGGACCCAAGAACACACCACCAACGCACCCCUUAGAUUUCGAAGCGUUACCCACACUGGCGCUUGAAAAGUAUAAUGUCAAAUAUGGCCUACGUCUACCACAGCCGCUCUCGUUGACUGCGGAUAUGCUCAACAGCGAGUUAGGGAAGAAGACUUAUUCUUAUAAGAAGAAUAACCGAGGAAAGAUCUCCAAGCCUGAGUUGGCCAAUGAAGUGAAGAAACACUUUUUGGCGUUACCCGCUAAGGAGAAUGAAAUCAUCACCAACUUUCUUUAUACGGUUAAGAAUCAAGAGAAAGAUUUUAAGCUUUCAUUUAAAUAA
This is a messenger RNA of Lizanozyma spartinae, 441 nucleotides long. RefSeq lists its product as uncharacterized. The transcript has a single exon. The record is from RefSeq and is a predicted model, not a curated record. The coding region runs from base 1 to 441 and encodes 146 amino acids. Lineage: Eukaryota; Fungi; Ascomycota; Pichiomycetes; Serinales; Debaryomycetaceae. Gene Ontology annotation, molecular function: protein binding.